Molecule: messenger RNA, 992 nt
Organism: Saitoella complicata NRRL Y-17804
Lineage: Eukaryota; Fungi; Ascomycota; Saitoellomycetes; Saitoellales; Saitoellaceae
Exons: 2
Coding region: 57-950 (297 amino acids)
Source: RefSeq, a predicted model, not a curated record
CCUCCUCCUCCUCCUCCUCCUCUCCCCUCCCUCUCGUACUCUCUUCUUCGUUCGUGAUGGAGCUUAGCACGAGUGCCCGAAUCCAGGAGCUCACGAAAAAGUUACGUACGACAUUGAGUUACGCACAUUGGAAAGCAUCGCAUAAUCACCAGACCAGUACGAUAUCGGAGUUGGAGGAGAGGUACUUGGGGGGGAGGGUACAUACUCACAGGCUACCAAUGGGCACAUUGUCGCACGCCUCGGCCUCGACAUUUCACCCCGACGAUGAUAGCCGCCAUGUACAGCAAAAGAUGCUCCUCCCUGUUUUGUCUUUCACUACCAAACAACCAGACCAGGAUGAAGGACGAAAAGACCUCGAAACAGUCUGGGACCACCCAGAACUAAACCCCGCCUCCUCCCGCCCCUCCUCAAUCUACAAUGGACUCACCUCCCACCCCACAACGCCGACACGUACCCGCUUCGACUCAAACCCAAGCUCAAAACACCAUCAUUCACGUACCAGUCGGAGUCAUCGACGCGUACCGAGUUUGCAGACACAACUACAGUUACAGCAGAGUCCGUUGGUAUUUCCGCCCUUCUUUACCGCGAGUCCGGAGCGGAAACGAAACCCAAAUCCUAUGCAUCCCCGUCACGAAGCUCUAGCGCUACACUUUGGCCUGGAUUCAAGCAGACCUCUGGUGAACGGUUGUCAGGGCUCGAGUCCAGGGCUUAGACCCGGGAGUGAAGAUUCGGCGGCAGCGCAGAUCAUGAUGAUGUUUCUUAAUUCGGGGGCGCAUAGUCCUGGAGAUACUGAGCUAGAUUUUGGAGGAGAGGAGGAGGAGGAGGAGAAGCAUACCAGUAGUCAGUUUACAGAGACGUACAGUGGGAGGAAAAGAACGGCGGGGAGGGUAAUGAGUGGUGAUGACAGGGAAGAGACCGUUGAGCCUCAGAAUGUGAAGAGGAGGAGGUGAGGGGGUGGAUGAUGGGCGUGUGACUUUUUAGGUGGACAGGUU